Molecule: messenger RNA, 3171 nt
Organism: Ooceraea biroi (clonal raider ant)
Lineage: Eukaryota; Metazoa; Arthropoda; Insecta; Hymenoptera; Formicidae
Product: leucine-rich repeat flightless-interacting protein 2
Biological process (GO): regulation of DNA-templated transcription
Source: RefSeq, a predicted model, not a curated record
CACUGUGCGCUUUUGCGUGUUGCGUACAUACGUACGUUGCCGUUUCGUUUAGUCUCGCGGUGCACGGAGAGUGAUUCGAGCGAUCGAGGGAUGCGUCUCUCGCCGAGCCCGAGCGCGAUAUCGCGCCCUGCGUUCGCAAGUCGCCGCCUGUGAUUGAGGGAGCGAGAGAGCGCCCGCCGCCGCCGCCGUCGGUCCUGCCGGUCACUGGGAAAUCCCAAGCGAAGCCCACGUACCGCGAGAUACAUAGAGCCCGUCGCCGCCGAUCGUAGAUUACGGCAGGCCUAAUAACGGAGAUACCGCAAAGUCACACGCGCAGGACUUCCCCCAAGUCCCAUACCACAAAUGGUCAUUGUGAGAGACACGGUCGUUCGAUUCCCGUCAAUUGUAUAUUUAUAGUGCGCGUAGAUCCCGAUUUGUAGUUUUGCGUACGGUAGUGCGCCCGGAAAAAUUAUGCAUCUGUCCACUGGUUGACGACGUGUCCCAAUAUCGUAAGUGCUCGCCUGCAGCGAGUCAGCCAGAGUUGGUGGAGCCCCGAGAUAAAAUAUAGCUAUAUAUUCUAAUCGUUUACCUAUUAAUGUGGUGUUGGAUAUGGAUUCUCCUAGCUAGAAUCGUUGCAAUUGAAACAAAAGUUGUAAGGAAAGAAAUUCAGAAUGGAAUCAGCUAUAGCUGGGCGAAGGCGAACAGCCACGCGGCAUUCUGCGGAAGAUCAAGCACUCGAUCAAAUAGCUAAGGAGGCAGAAGCAAGGCUGGCUGCUAGAAGACAGGCAAGGGCAGAAGCCAGAGAGAUACGAAUGCGCGAGCUGGAGAGGCAGCAGAAAGAGGCGGAGGAGAAUGCCGACAGGGUUUAUGACAUGUGCGCAGGUAGUUCAACCGACGUGAACAGAACCAUGAGAGUAACUCCGGACCCGGUGCGCACGUCGCGGCUUCUGACGAAUUCCAACAACUUCCAGUCGAGUCGUAGAUCCUCGGAGGAUUCACUGGAAGAUGCAGGAUUAAGUAGGGAUAUUAGGCUGGAAUUAAAGGAAUUUGAAGAGAAAUUCAGAAAGGCCAUGAUAGCGAACGCUCAGUUAGACAAUGAGAAAUCGUCUUACGCCUACCAAGUCGAUUUAUUAAAAGACAAAUUGGAGGAGCUGGAGGAAACAACGGCACAAUUGCGUAGGGAAUUGAGAGAGAAGAAUCGAGACGUCGAACAAUUGAAACGGGCCAAUCAGAGAUUGAAGGAGGAUUCGGACAUCUGCAGAGCACAGUUAUUAGAAAGGGAUACGCUUAUACAAGAAAACGGCUUAGUCAUUGUUGACGAUGAAGGAAGCGAGGAUGAAGAGAAUAGAAAUAUUGAAAAUGGACCAUGUCAUGGAAGAAGAGUACUAGUCAGUACAGAAGCUGCAGAAUUAUUAGAAACCGCUGGUAAAGGUUCCCUAGAUGUUCGACUGAGAAAAUUUGCCUCCGAGAAGAAGGAAUUGCAAGAUGAAAUUCGACAUUUAAGAUUAGAGCUGGAAGAGACCAGAAAUCGCGUGAGAUCCGAGAGAUCAUCUGGCUCAGUAUUAGGUUCCUUGUCGGAUAACGAAGAUAUUCAGCGUGAGGCAAACAAGUUGCUGGCGGAUUAUAAAUUUAAAUUACAAAAGGCGGAGCAAGACAUGUCCACGCUGCAGGCGACGGUAGCUAGACUGGAGAGCCAAGUAAUUCGUUACAAGUCGGCUGCAGAGGCGUCUGAGAAAGCCGAGGAUGAACUGAAGGUGGAGAAAAGGAAGCUGCAACGAGAGGUGAGGGAGACGCAGGGUCGCGUAGAGGAAUUGGAGACCGCGAAUUCUCAUCUGCAGAGGCGAUUGGAUAAACUUAAAAAUGCUAAAUCCGCUCUGCUGAAGGAGCUCUGACGGAGCGACGUGCACAACGAUGUACAAUGAAUCCGUCAUUUACUUAUAAACCCUGAAAAAGAGAUCGUGUGCCGACGUUGCCUCGAUAUUAAUACUACUUAACACUUUGGAUGUAGUUUACAAAAAAAGGCGAGGAUCACCGUAUUCCCGUUAUAAUAUUUCAUAUUGUAGUGGAUGUCACUUGGACACGACCACACAGGAAAUCGCUGUGAGGAAGAUCCCUACCUCUUACCUCUUACCACUUCUUAACAUCACUCGAGUCUUGAUUCGAUUUGAUUUUCGUUACUCCCGCAUUGUCCUCUUAGUGAGAUGGAGCAAGAUAUAUUUCUUAACGACGCAUUUCACACGUUAAAACGUUUUCUACAAAUUUAUAUAAAGCAGUUAUGGAGUCGAUUCAAAGUUCUUUGUACUUCCACAUAGAUGACAAACGAUUAAAUAGUGUAAUACGCUUCUGUCUCAUUGCAAUAUGAGUUCGUGGAAAUUACUUUAAAAUUACUAAUAUAUAUAUAUUUUUUUAAAAGCGCAGAAUAUUUAUAAUUAUGACGAACGAACGACAAACAGUUAAAUGCUUUUUACUUAUAUUAAAUUGAAUGCGGCAGAGUAUUUCGGUAGUUUCUUCCUUUACCUAUCCCUGUGAUAAAAGUGUAAUGAAAAUGUUUAAUAUAAUAUACCUAAGGAUAAGCAUAAAAGCUCGAUUUCUAUACUGCUAAUACCAUAAUAGUACAUUAACAAAAUUAUGUCAACUCAAUUUUCCAUGUACCACUAAUCAAACUCACAUUUGACGCUGACUAAAACCCAUGGUAUUUUGUUUUACUUGAAUUGUCUCCAGAACUGAUUCUUGCAACGAAUUGUUGUAUGCUUAUUCGACAGACUGAUGUAAGAUAAAGCAAACGUAGAGAUAUACGAUAGUGUGGUCUUUGUGUACAUUUAAAAUAAAGUAUAUUGUUGAAAUCGUUUCACGAACAUUCAUUAAUAUUAAUUCUUUUUGAUGUGUAAAAAGUUUAUCAAAUAUAUGACAACUUUAUGCAUUGUAUAAUAGUUCAAUUAAAUUUCAAAAGUUUGUUCAAAAGUAUAUUAUAAUUAUAUAAAUUAGAUAUAUUUCUUGGUAAGAUGCAUCUAUCUAGAUUUAUCUACUGUCUAGGAAAUUAUAAUUAUGUUUCAGUUAAUUAACUUAAUAUUAUGUACAAUCUAUUAUACAUAUAUUUGUUUGAACUAUUUAUUUCACAUAUAAUUUUUCUCAGUUAUACAAGAUAACAGACUGUAAAAUUUCGGAUAGCAAAUAAACUAAUCAAAAAGUAAA